ACGAAAAAACACUUAAAAUGGAGGCUACAGGAGACGAUUCCUAUCGAGAAAGGCUGACAUUUCUCGCUUUAUCCUGCCUAAAAUUUCGGCCCAGAAUCAUUUUGCCUAAAUACUAACCCUAGAUUGUCGAUGUAUAUAUGAAAUUUUCUUCAGUGAGCUAAGCUCCCGCAGCCACUGUAUAUUUUUUUCUUCAUCCUCUGCCGUCUUUCCGGACUUAUGAUUCAUCCCUCCUGCUCCGACUUCGUGCCCUCCUUCCUCUAAGAUCCCCUCUACUAAUCCCCUCUUCCAUAUCCUCACAACCGCUUCAUCGCUUCGAUGUGUCCUCACCAUCACGCCGUCGUUCCGAUCUGUCUUUACUGUCGCUCCAUCUGUCUGAUCUGUCCUCAAUGACUUAAUUAAGAAUCUGGUUGAUGAUCGUCUAUCCGUUUUUUCCUCUAUGUCGAAGCGGGCUGUGUGCACCUAUGAGGAAGAGGAGGAAGAAACUAAAUGGAGAAGCAAGAAAGGAAGGAAGAAGGGAUCAAUAAAGAAAAAGAAGAUAGUGGAGAUAGCCAACCGUGAUAAAGUAAAAGUUGGAGGAGGUGAAGAGAAUGAACACUCAGUCCAACACGUGCGGUCUGAACUUCCAAUAGAGAUUUUGGAAAUAAUCAUUGGUCACUUGAACUUGAUGGAUAACAUCCGCGCUUCUGCUGUUUGCAAGACAUGGAAUUCUGUUGCCCGCUUUGUCAGAGUUUCCAACAAACCUCCUUGGCUUAUGUUCCUCCCAAAGUUUGGUGACUUGGUAGAUUUCUACGACCCUUCAUUGCGCAAGACCUACUCUGUUGAGUUACCUGAGUUGCGUUCCUCCAGGCUUUGUUACACCAAGGAUGGAUGGUUGCUACUCUACAAGCCUAGAACCCAACGCGUUCUUUUCUUCAAUCCCUACUCUCGACAAUUAAUCAAUUUACCCAAACUAGAAUUGACGUACCAAAUCGUUGCGUUCUCUGCUGCUCCUACUUCUCCCAAGUGCAUUGUGUUUACUGUUAAGCAUAUCAGCCCGACUUUGGUUGCCAUUAGCACUUGUUUCCCUGGAGCAACUGAGUGGACAACAGAGCAUCACCAGAAUCGCUUACCAUUUGUGAGCAGUAUAUGGAAUAAAUUGGUUUUCUGCAAUGGAUUGUUCUAUUGUCUGAGUCUGACAGGAUGGUUGGGGGUUUAUAAUCCAGAGCAGCACUCAUGGGUUGUUCGAGUUGUUCCUCCACCUAGAUGCCCGGAGAAUUUCUUUGUCAAGAAUUGGUGGAAGGGGAAAUUUAUGGCAGAACAUAAUGGAGACAUUUAUGUCAUAUAUACUUGCUCUAGUGCCAACCCAGUGAUAUACAAGUUAGACCAAGCUAAUAGAGUCUGGGUGGGGGUGCAAACGCUGAGUGGGUUGACACUGUUUGCAAGUUUCUUGUCAUCCCAAGCAAGGACAGAUGUCCUUGGGUUGAUGCGGAAUAGCAUUUACUUCUCUAAAGUUCGUUUCUAUGGCCGGCGGUGCAUAUCCUACUCAUUGGACCACGACAGAUACUACCCCCGAAAACAGUGUUAUGAUUGGGGGGAACAAGAUCCAUUUGAAAGCAUUUGGAUUGAACCACCAGAGGACCUUUCAGCCUUUGUUUAGAUGACUCGUGGGCCCAGGUAUAUAUAUUUAUGUGAUUCUUGAAACCUAUGAAGGUCCAUAAAAUCUAUGUGCAUUCUUCACCAACAAUCUAGGACUCGAGGGGUCCUGCACUGACAAAAUUAAACAAAAAAGAGACUGUUGAACAACUUCUUGUUAGUCUUGUAUUAUUUUCAAGAUGAAUGCUCUUGUUAUCCAUAAAUCUGGUCCCAACUUGUUUAUAUGUUAUCCCAUCCUUUAAAAUUUGUACUUUUUCGGUCAUGUUUAUGUUUAGUCACUUGAUAAUUUUACAAGUGAUGUCUCACCUUAACUUAUUUUGCGUUUUUGGCUUUUCAGUUAAAUUUUAGAUUUCUAACUGGAGAAUAAGAUUGAAUAUAUGAAAUACACCGUUAACUUUAUG
Cuscuta europaea is the source of this 2033-nucleotide messenger RNA. The record is from the annotation of a GenBank genome assembly. Lineage: Eukaryota; Viridiplantae; Streptophyta; Magnoliopsida; Solanales; Convolvulaceae.